Leptopilina heterotoma is the source of this 2057-nucleotide messenger RNA. RefSeq names its product beta-catenin-like protein 1. The coding region runs from base 129 to 1868 and encodes 579 amino acids. The transcript has 9 exons. The record is from RefSeq and is a predicted model, not a curated record. Gene Ontology annotation, cellular component: spliceosomal complex. NCBI's taxonomy places the organism in Eukaryota, Metazoa, Arthropoda, Insecta, Hymenoptera, Figitidae.
UUUUUGACAGUUCCUCUACGACGGUGCUGCCUUAAAGUUUAUUAAAGCAUUGUUUCCAUUCGAGGGGUGAAUUAAACAUAAUUUUACAAUAAAUAACCACAAAAAUUGCCUUUUAUUAAAAUAAAAUAAUGGACAUCGGAGAAUUAUUAUCCUACAAGCCUCCGAACACUCCAAAACGAGGAUUGGGAGGAGAUAUUCAAGAUGAUGAGGAAGAUGAAUGGGAGAGUUCAAGAAGAAGAAAGAAGGUCAUCAGAACUCCGUAUCAUCCUCGUCAAAGGCAAAUUGACGUUGAAAGUACUCCAGUUCGCAAUAUUGAACCUCCAACUCCAAUUAGAUCGGAUCUUCCAUCCUCGGUUCACGACGUAGUCGAAACACAACUCACGGAGGAGGAGAAGGAAGAUAUUCUCAAAUAUGUUGAAACAGAAGCUGCCGAAACGGAACUUCUCGAUGAAGUUUCCCUCAAGCGAAUGAUUCUCCUCUUUGAAAAGCGAGCACUCAGAAAUCAGGAAAUGCGAGUCAAAUUUCCCGAUCAACCAGAAAAAUUCAUGGAAUCGGAGAUCGAAUUACAUGAGACAAUACAGGAACUUCGACAAGUAUCAACUUGUCCAGAUUUAUAUCCAACAAUGGUGGAAUUAAACGUUGUUCCUUCACUACUGGAACUUUUGGCACACGAAAAUACUGAUGUUGCGGUUGGUAUUGUCACUUUAUUGCAAGAUUUGACGGAUAUGGAAAAUUUUGACGAGACUAUCGACAGUGUUGAAUCGCUGAUAAAUGCACUUGUCGAUCAACAAGUUUUUGCACUUCUUGUACAGAAUAUUGAGAGGCUGGACGAAACUGUCAAGGAAGAAAGCGAUGGUGUACACAAUACAUUGGCAAUUUUUGAAAAUAUAUUGGAAUUUAAUCCUGAACUUAGAGCGGAAGCGGGAAAACAGGGAUUAAUGCAGUGGCUGUUGAAAAGAAUAAAAGCAAAAAUGCCCUACGAUGCGAAUAAACUUUACGCUAGUGAAUUAAUUUCAAUUCUCCUUCAAGAUUCGACUGAAAAUGCUACACUUUUGGGUGAUUUGGACGGUGUUGAUGUUUUACUUCAACAACUUGCGUAUUACAAGCGUCACGAUCCACAAAGUGCGGACGAACAGGAAAUGAUGGAAAAUCUUUUUAACGUUUUAUGCUCGAGUUUGUUAUUAACCGUAAACAAAGACAGAUUCCUCAGGGGUGAAGGUCUUCAACUCAUGAAUUUGAUGCUCCGCGAGAAGAAAAUGUCAAGAAAUGGUUCAUUAAAGGUUCUCAGUUAUGCAAUGAAUGGUCCAGAUGGUAAGGACAAUUGCAAUAAAUUUGUCGACAUUCUGGGCCUGAGGACAAUAUUUCCCCUCUUUAUGAAAACACCAACGAAAAAUAGAAAAAAAUUAUUGUCCGUUGAACAACACGAAGAAUAUGUUGUUUGGAUUAUUGCCAGUAUGUUGAAAAAUUGUAAAGGCACGCAGAGACAGCGGUUACUCAGUAAAUUUACUGAAAAUGAUUUUGAAAAAGUGGACCGACUCAUGGAACUUCAUUUUAAGUAUUUAGAAAGAGUGGAGGAAAUUGAAAAGCAGACGCAGGACGAGACUGACGAGGAUGAAUCUUAUUUAAAAAGACUCGAUGGCGGUUUAUUUAUUCUACAAGGUGUAGAUUAUAUUCUUCUAGAAGCAUGUGCCGGUUGUCCUCCGGCGGUUAAACAAAGAGUUACAAGAAUUUUAUCACAGAGACGAGCGUCUCUGAAAACAAUCAGACACAUAAUGCGAGAAUAUGCAGGCAAUUUGGGAGAUGCCGCAGAACCAGAGUACAAAGAAGCUGAACAGCAACAUAUUCUUCAGUUAAUUGACAAAUUUUAAAUAAGUUUUCUUUUUUUUUGUAAAAUGAUUUUUUUUAAGGAUCAUUAUAUAGUAAUUUUAUACUGUCAAGGUAUUUAUAUUUUUGAGUCAACUUCUAAAAAUAUAGGAAAAGUGAAAAAAAUACAAAUUUAUGAUUUGAAGAGAUGACUAUUAAAUUUAUGAUAAUAAAACAUUUUUAACUUUCUUCUA